AUUUCACUUUGCAGUUUGGGGAAAGUGCAUCGUCAACGUCGACAAGAACUGUGGAAUAGUCACGUCUGUCAAGCACAUAAGACCGUCACAGGUAUUCUUUCUUCUUCUUUCAUUUUGGCUGUAGACGGUAAGUAUAACCAUUCCCCAUGUUUAGGUGGUUCAGGUAGGUACUUGUGCGGUGCAAACCCUCUCGCGGUGUCCCGAUGUUGUUGGCUGUGAGUGGUAGCAAGAGCUGUCCCACCAGGCUCCGCUCAUCCCCGACACCGAAACAACGACAUCCACUUCCACCAAAACCAGCCCACUCUCGGCCGGCCCCUCGUCCCCCUCCCCCACGAACUGAUCCCUGACCUGACAUAGUGGCAGUCUCCGACUCGAGUCGAGAGAGUCUUCAUCCUCCUGAGCUUAACAACGACAACAACAACUACAACAACCCACUCCGCGACAACCGUCCUUCCGCCGCAACCCAACCCCGCGGCCGUCUUUGACAUCGAAACACAAGCCUUUCCUCAUCGUCCCACCCCGCAGUCCAUUCCUCGAUGCCGCAAACCCUGAGCACGAGAGAGGCCAACCUCUUUCGUACCGUCAUCCGCCACUAUGAGGACAAGCAGUACAAGCGCGGCUUGAAGGCCGCCGAGCAGAUCCUCAAGAAAAACCCCAGGCAUGGCGACACCAUGUCCAUGAAGGCUCUGAUCAUGAACUCCCAGGGCAAGACGGAGGAGGCCUUUGCCCUCGCCAAGGAGGCUCUCACCGUCGACAUGAAGUCCCACAUCUGCUGGCACGUCUACGGUAUCCUCUACCGCCAGCACAAGAACUUCGACGAGGCCAUCAAGGCCUACAAGUUUGCCCUCAAGCUCGAGCCCGAGUCCCAACAGAUCCAGCGUGACCUCGCCGUCCUCCAGGUCCAGAUCCGCGACUACCAGGGCUACGUCCAGAGCAGGUUCGCCAUGCUCAAGGCCAAGCCCCAUCUCCGCCAGAACUGGACCGCCCUUGCGAUUGCCUAUCAGCUCGAAGGCAGCCUCGAACAGGCCGAGAACAUCCUCACCACCUACGAAAAGUCCAUGACCAACGUUCCCCUCAAGACCGACCAGGAGCACUCCGAGGCUCUCCUUUACAAGAACACCAUUAUUGCCGAGCGAGGCGAUAUCAAGCGUGCGCUCGAGCACCUCGAGUCCGACUGCAAGAACUGCCUGGACAGGUUGGCUGUUAUGGAAAUGCGGGCGCGCUACUUGGGUCAGCUCAACAGGAAAGAGGAGGCGGCAAAGGCGUGGCGGGCACUGCUGGACAGGAACCCCGAGCACCCCGAGUACUACAAGGGUCUGAUUGAGGCUUUGGAGAUUGACGAGAAGGACGAGGCUGCUCUCAAGGCCAUCUAUGACGAGUAUGCUGCCAAGUACCCUCGCUCGGAUGCUGCCAAGAGGUUGCCUCUCAACUUCCUCACCGGCGAUAGCUUCAAGGCUGCUGCCAAGAGCUAUCUCACCAACAUGUUGGACAGGGGUGUGCCUUCGGUGUUUGCCAACCUCAAGCACCUCUACUCUGAGGUUGCCAAGAAGGAGGCCAUCCUCGCCCUUGCCGAGGAGUAUCUGAAGGAGCAUAAGGGGUCUGAGCAAGCGAACGGCGACAGCUCCAAGGGUGUCGGUGCUGCUCUUUACUUCCUGGCGCAACAUUACAACUACCACCUCAGCCGCGACCUUGCCAAGGCCAUGGAGUAUGUCGAGCAGGCCAUCGAGCUCGAUCCCAAGAACGUUGACUUCCACAUGACCAAGGCCAGGAUAUUCAAGCACCAGGGCGAUACCGCCAAGGCCUCGGAAACCAUGGACCGUGCCCGUUCGCUCGACACCAAGGAUCGUUACAUCAACUCCAAGGCCGCCAAGUACCAACUACGGAACAACGAGAACGAGAAGGCUCUCGAGACCAUGGGUCUUUUCACGAGGGCUGAAACUGUCGGCGGACCCCUCGCUGACUUGACCGACAUGCAGUGCAUGUGGUUCUUGACUGAAGAUGGUGAGGCCUGGCAACGGCGUGGCAACACCGGCUUGGCUCUCAAGCGUUUCACCACCAUCCACAACAUUUUCGAUAUCUGGCAGGAGGACCAAUUCGACUUCCACAGCUUCUCCCUCCGUAAGGGUCAGAUCCGUGCCUAUGUCGACAUGAUCCGCUGGGAGGACAGCAUCCGCGAGCACCCCUUUUACUUCCGUGCUGCUCUUGACGCCGUCAAGCUGUACCUUGACAUGUUUGAGAAGCAGCAGGCUUCUGCCAACGGCACCAACGGCACUGGCGAGGCCACCAACGGAGAGGAUGCCGCUGAGAAGAAGAAGGCCGCCAAGAAGGCCCGCAAGGAAGCCCAGAAGGCCGAGCGCGAGGCCGCUGAGAAGGCUGCUAAGCAGGAUCCCAACAAGGCGACGGCCAAGAAGGACGAGGAACCUAAGAAGAAAGACGACGAUCCGAACGGCCUCAAGCUCGCUGCUACGACGGAUCCUUUGGGUGAUGCCAUGAAGUUCCUCACCAACAUCUUGCAGUUCAGCCCCAAGAACAUUGAGGGCCAAGUUGCUGGUUUCGAUGUUUACAUCCGCAGGAAGAAGUAUCUUCUUGCGCUGCGCUGCCUAAACGCGGCUCAGGCGCUCAACCCCGAACACCCCCGUGUCAAGGAGCAGUUCGCUGAGCUCCAGAAGGCGGUCGAGUCUCUUGACGAUGCUCAGUCGGCCAAGGUCAAAGAAGUGCUCAAGGCCAAGUUCAGUUCUUAGAAGGAUCCGAAUCGAGCUGUUUUGGACAUGUUGUCAGAGUCGGACUUGAACACAUUACAAGUUCCAUCGGCUGAACCCUUUUCAAUGCCGUCGCAAUUCUCGAGCGAGCGCUUCCGCGCCUUGCUAUUUGAGGUCCAGCGUCCGCCAGCCUAGAAGCCAAGGAACCGCAGAGUCGAAGCUUGGGGGAGUAGAACUAGGUCAUCAGCGGUUCUAAGGUAUUUCUAUUCAUCACUUCAUACGUGUUGGGAAAUGCACCAAGGUAGAUGGGUGUGAGUGGCUGAUGAGCUAGCGGGGACCGCCUGAGUUGAUUGUUUGACAAAAAGGAUGAUAUUUUUUACUAGCAGGAGGGUUAUCCGGCCGGGGCAAAGAAAGGUAUUCCAAAAGUUAGGUUGAUUUGCAUACUUUGUUACCUACAGGAAGGUAUGUAGACGGGGCGAGGCGAGGGAGCAUGGACUCUUUUGGACGCCGGAGUUUUCAUCAACUUUUUCUUUGUGCAGAUACAUACACAACUGAAACCGCAUCAUCUGUUGAGCGGUGCUCUCUCUGAAUACCCAGCCGUGAUGGGUUACGUAAAGGUACAAAGGUUUCUGAUGUGUUGGAGGUUGUCGUCUGAUGCUGGGCACUUGUGGCCAACGAAGUCCAGCUGAGUAGAGGCAGCUCUGGUACCUUGGCACGGUUAAAUCGCCUAUAUUUCCGGCGUAUCCGGCACCGGAUGUGCCACCCCGCCAGGUAUGCAACGGCAGUCAGUGUAGUGCAUGCGCCUCGGUGGAAGUGG
Molecule: messenger RNA, 3516 nt
Organism: Neurospora crassa OR74A
Lineage: Eukaryota; Fungi; Ascomycota; Sordariomycetes; Sordariales; Sordariaceae
Product: NMDA receptor-regulated protein 1
Exons: 2
Coding region: 537-2741 (734 amino acids)
Biological process (GO): N-terminal peptidyl-methionine acetylation
Cellular component (GO): cytoplasm; NatA complex
Molecular function (GO): protein binding; protein-N-terminal amino-acid acetyltransferase activity
Source: RefSeq, a predicted model, not a curated record